Messenger RNA from Sphaerodactylus townsendi, 2877 nucleotides. RefSeq names its product glycogen synthase kinase 3 alpha (gene GSK3A). Gene Ontology annotation, molecular function: ATP binding; protein serine/threonine kinase activity. The transcript is spliced from 11 exons. The record is from RefSeq and is a predicted model, not a curated record. Gene Ontology annotation, biological process: negative regulation of canonical Wnt signaling pathway; protein phosphorylation; insulin receptor signaling pathway. NCBI's taxonomy places the organism in Eukaryota, Metazoa, Chordata, Lepidosauria, Squamata, Sphaerodactylidae. The coding region runs from base 135 to 1517 and encodes 460 amino acids. Gene Ontology annotation, cellular component: axon; cytosol; nucleus.
AGGAGGGCAGCCGGGACUCCAUUUCCCAUCCCCUCCCGCGACAGGGCCGGGCUGGGCCGGCUCCCGAGCCGCCUCAGACGGAGCCAGGCAGCCAGCGCGGCCCCCCUUCCCUCUCCCCCGGUCCCGGCCUCACCAUGAGCAGCGGCAGCGGCGGCUCUUCCCGGCCCAGGACGAGCUCCUUCGCGGACCCCUCAGGCGGCGCACCCGCCCCCGCCGCCCCCGGCCCGACCUCGGCCACAGCGCCAGGCGGGAAGCCAGGGGGGGCCGCCGGGCCUGGGCCGGGGGGAGGCAGCACCAGCACGGCGGUCGGCUCCUUCCCGGGGCUCAAACUGGGGCGAGAUAGUAGCAAAGUGACCACUGUGGUGGCCACGCCCGGCCAGGGUCCUGACCGCCCCCAAGAAGUCUCCUACUCUGACAUCAGGGUCAUCGGCAAUGGGUCAUUCGGGGUCGUCUACCAGGCCCGACUGGCAGACUCUGGGGAACUGGUGGCGAUCAAAAAGGUGUUGCAAGAUAAACGGUUCAAGAAUCGGGAGCUCCAGAUCAUGCGGAAGUUGGAUCACUGCAACAUCGUUCGCCUGCGGUAUUUCUUCUAUUCAAGCGGGGAGAAGAAGGACGAGGUUUAUCUUAAUCUAGUCCUGGACUAUGUGCCCGAGACAGUCUACCGAGUGGCUCGCCACUUCACCAAAGCCAAACAGACCAUCCCCGUCAUCUACGUGAAGGUGUAUAUGUACCAGCUCUUCCGCAGUCUCGCUUACAUCCAUUCCCAGGGCGUCUGUCACCGGGACAUCAAACCCCAAAACCUACUUGUGGACCCCGACACAGCAGUGCUGAAACUGUGUGACUUCGGCAGCGCCAAGCAGCUGGUACGGGGAGAACCCAACGUUUCCUAUAUCUGUUCUCGCUACUACCGCGCCCCCGAGCUCAUCUUCGGAGCCACCGAUUACACCUCAAACAUAGAUAUCUGGUCUGCUGGUUGUGUUCUGGCAGAACUGCUGCUGGGGCAGCCAAUAUUCCCUGGGGAUAGCGGGGUGGACCAGCUGGUGGAAAUCAUCAAGGUGCUGGGGACCCCAACGCGAGAACAGAUCCGAGAGAUGAACCCCAACUACACGGAGUUCAAGUUCCCCCAGAUCAAAGCACACCCCUGGAUAAAGGUUUUCAAGCCCCGUACACCGCUGGAGGCCAUCUCGCUGUGCAGCCGGCUGCUGGAAUACACGCCCGCCACUCGCCUCUCCCCCCUCGAGGCCUGCGCCAACAGCUUCUUCGACGAGCUGCGUGAGCCCAACACCCGGCUGCCCAACGGCCGCGACCUGCCCCAGCUCUUCAACUUCAGCCCUGUGGAAUUAUCCAUCCAGCCGCUGCUCAACCCCAGCCUCAUUCCACCCCACAUCCGGUCCCAGGCUGGCUCAGUGGGAUCCGUGCCUGGUUCCACAACUGCACAAAGUGAAGGGAGAUUGGGAGGCGACAGGAGCCAGGUGACGCCUGGAGACGGUGCAGGACCCAUCGCCAACACAUCCUGAGGGGCUGCUGGGCCGGGGGGCAGGUCCCCUCCACUAUCCCCCACCCCCCAGGCCACCCACAAGGACUUCUCUGAACUGUGAACGGUGGGGGAAAGAAGACAGCGGCCCAGGAGACCACACGGAGCCUGCCUCCUGUCGGCCAGGGGGGAGGCCAGUUGGAGACGAGACGACGGCUUGGACGGGAGGGGGAAGUUCCCACCUCCCCAAGUCACUUGCCGCGGCUCCCUCUCGCGUUGCCCCAUGAGGCCUCGGCACGGGGAGAGGGCAGGGGAAUCCCACGGUUUUAAGGGCUCCCGUCUUUUCAACAAGCAGUUCAGGCAGGUGUCUCUGGGGAGGGGGAGAGACCCGAGAGCUGCCGUGACACUUCCUCUCUCCCCCUCCCCCUCCCCCCGGUAUGUCCCACCUUGAUUUUAAGUUCCUCUUGUUUUUAACAUCCCAUGGAACUAACAUGGUUUUAUUUCUAGCCUCACACUGCCUACAGUUCCUGAAGUACCACACUGCUGCCCUUCGACGCACUCUACGGUCUCCUCACCAGGUCCCCUCUCCCUCUGCCUCUGAAACUCGGAUGCUGUAUUUUUAAGCGGGUCGACUUUUUGUUUGGUUUUUUUAAUCCCAAUCAUCCAUUCGGACGAUCUCAGACCGUUCCUCUUUCCCCCCGACCUUGGCUCUCCCCUCAUCCCCGCCAUUCAUCGGCUGCGCCUCCGCCAUAGACUCUUCCUUACUGGGAACAAGAAUCUUCUCUCUCCCACCUCCUCCCCUCCCCCCCCACCUCAGCUUGUCUUGGGGGCACGGCCAACCAUUCAUUGCACAUCCAACUUUCUGGCAUCGACGGCACCUGAGUUUCUUCAGGAAGUCCCACGUUUUGCAACAGGGUGGUAUUAAGGGUGCUCUGCCCCAGCAGCGGAAGCGCGCUCCCCGUCACGGACCUUUCCCAGCGCCUCCUGGGUGGGGAGGAGCUCUCAAAAGGCACACAGAGAAGACUGGUUUUAAGUCCCUGCCCUCCCCUUUUCCAGCUGUAAAUACAUCUUCCCUUUUGCCCCACCCCUCUCCCUCCCAGACAAUUCCCUUGUACCGUUCUCCAUGUAAAUAGAUUAUUUUUUUUCUUAACGCAACGUUGCAAUACCUGCCCUCCCCCCCCUUCCCCCCCAAACCGUGCUCUCCCGCCCUCUGCCUUCAAAUCGCUGUAGGAUUGAAGGUUCCCCCCGGGGGAGCCAGGGUACAGCCUGUGGAUAAUCCCCCCACCCUCCCCACACACCGUCAUCACUGCCUUCCUCUUCCAACAUUGUGUGUUAGUUUCUUUCUUAGGUUUUUUGGCUGUGUACAGACAUCCGGUUCAAUAAAUUAUUGGCAUGAACGGAAA